Messenger RNA from Ixodes scapularis (black-legged tick), 3817 nucleotides. RefSeq lists its product as uncharacterized. Gene Ontology annotation, molecular function: calcium ion binding; protein serine/threonine phosphatase activity. The transcript is spliced from 17 exons. The coding region runs from base 228 to 2645 and encodes 805 amino acids. Lineage: Eukaryota; Metazoa; Arthropoda; Arachnida; Ixodida; Ixodidae. The record is from RefSeq and is a predicted model, not a curated record. Gene Ontology annotation, cellular component: nucleus; cytoplasm.
AGACAACUGAUUCGGCCAGCUCCUCGGGCGACGGUGUAUUUUUUUUACGCGUGUGUUUUGUGCGGUGUCUUGAAUCCCCAGAAAUUUGGGCGGUGAAAGUAGCGAAAGCUAUGUGAGCGCGCGCGCGCUUGUGCUGGUGUAUUGCGUGUGCUGCACGAGUGUGCGUGUGGUAUUCUAGAAUACGCGGUGCGGUCGCGAGCUCUAGCGGCCCCAGCCAGUGGUUACCGAUGGCUGUGGCCACCAGUUCGCCUCCGAGACGGACGGACGACGCCGUGCAGACGUUCGACGACUGCGUGGUUUUGCUGUGCUACAACCACGAGAUGCGCUGCGGCUUGGUCGAAGGUGCCAGCAAGGGACUCUGGCUGCCUUACAAGGACAUAGCUCAAGGCGAAAGCUGGGAAAGCGCCGUGGAAUCGUUACUCAAAGAGCUGUCCCUCAAGACGUACGCCAACCAGGGCAUGAUACAGAUGCUGCGGAUACAGCCGGGUCUGAACCGGGCGUUUUUCACGCGGGUCAUCUUCAUGAUCCGUGUGCCCGAGGUGCUUGACCAAGGAGCCGACGAAAUGGGGGAGCAGGUACGCCUGCAGUGGAUAGCGGUGGAGGAGAUCCAGCGCAUGGCCAAGCUGCGCCCCUACCCGUUCAUGGGGGUAGAGCCGACCGAGCUGUGCAAGCAACUGCUCCAUAACAAGACGCUGCCACCCAACUGCGACUUUGUCGAGAUCAACGCCACCACUGCCCUCACCUCCCAGACCGUGUCGGCCAAGUCCCAGAUCGAGCAGAUGCUCGAGUCGGCCAAGUUCGGCCAGCCAGAGCAGGACAUGGUGCGUUUCGACUUCUUCAGGUUUGCACGCCCCAGCACGUACAUGAAUGAGCACGUGUUCCAGAGUUAUUUGUCUUCCCUUGGCUGGGACAAGACUCCCUACCUCGGGGACCUCUUCCGGGCCAUGGACGUGCACAACCGAGGCGCCUUGACCUGGAAGGAGCUGGUCCUCGGCCUGGCGGCCAUGGAGCCGGGCACACAGCACGGCGGCACCCCCGGGGAGCUCAGAUGCCGGCACAUCUUCCGCCUCUACGACGGCAACUGCGACGGCGUCAUGGAGUAUGCGGAAUUCAGGAAGAUGGUGAAGGACAUCCAGGAGAUGAGGGGCAUCACCAUGGACGAGGCAGCGCUCGACAAGUUCACCUCUACCAGCGCAGCGAGCUUCAACCUCCCCUUUGGCGGCCAGCUCCCGCUCAACGAAUUCCUGCUCGCCGUCGGCCAGCUCAAGUUCAGGGGCACCUCCCUCCUCUUCCGAUCUCCGUCCUCCAUUCUUCCCGCCCUCAAGAAGAAGUACACGCAGGAGUCUCUCAUUGAACCGGUGUCAAAGAAGUCCAAGAUGUUUCACCCCACCAUUGGAAGUGAUGUCAUGGACCAGAGCGUCACUUCGGAGGAGUCCGUUCCUGCGGACACGACGCACCGGUUCCAGUCCCCCCUGGGCCACUACGAGCUGGCCACCCACUCGGUCAAGGUGCGCAGGACGGGUACCCUGGUGGACGUGCUCUCCCUCUGGGACCUCGAAGGCACCUCGGCUGUUACAAAGAGCUCGAGAUUGAGCGAAAAGACGCGGUUUGAGCGCCUUCCUUCAAUGGACUCGUUCAACCAGAAGUCGCACGCCAACGAGAUGCUGGCGGGGCUGCGCUACUUUGAGCGGGCCAUCCGCAAGGAGAACCUGGAGAACCGGGUGGGGGCUGGCCGAAUGCCCAAGGACCAGUUCAGCUGGGGCGAGGUGGACCGGCAGGCACUGGCUCGCUGCCUGGUGGCCAUGUGCAAGCAGACGCGUGAAGUGAUGUUUGCGGAGCCCAGGCUGCUCAAGCUCAGCGUGCCCACCUACAUCCUCGGGGACAUCCAUGGGAAUUACCGGGACCUGGUGUGCUUCGAGAAGGCCCUGUGGAGAAUGGGGCCUGUGCUGACUCCGGCCAACUUCCUCUUCCUGGGCGACUACGUCGACCGGGGGGAACACGGCGUCGAGGUCAUUGCGCACCUGUUUGCCCAGAAGAUAUUGGCCCCCGACAAGUUCUACCUGCUCAGGGGAAACCACGAGGUGCGGAACGUGCAGAAGAUGUUCACAUUUUACAACGAAUGCGUGAAUAAAUUUGGCGAUCGAGUCGGCGUGGAGGUUUGGGAGCAGAUCAACGCUUGCUUCGACGUCAUGCCAAUAGCCGCCAUCGUCGACUCGAAGGUUUUCUGCGUGCACGGGGGCAUCCCUCCCCCGUGGCUGGGAGGCGGGUUCCUGGCGGCCAUCAAUCAGAUCCCCAAGCCCCUCAACGACCCCGAGAACCAGUCUCCACUGGCCUGGGAGCUCAUGUGGAGCGACCCCAUCUCGAGCGAAGCCGCCACAGAGGCACAGAAGGCCUUCCUUCCGAAUGCCAAGCGUGGCACAGCACACAUGUUCAGCGCCGAGGCCCUCGAGGAGUUCCUGUCUCGCAACGAGCUCUCCCACGUCGUCAGGGCCCACGAGGUGCAGCAGGCCGGCUUCCAGGUCCAGCAGAAAGGAAAACUCCUGACGGUCUUCUCGUCCUCCCACUAUUGUGGCGGAUCCAACGAAGCGGCAUGCAUCCUGGCCGACAGACAGAAGCUCAGGACCAUCCGCCUCGACACCACCUAGACGGACGGUCGCCGCAGUCCGGAAGGGAUACGCGUCUCCGAACCACACGUUCCAGACGCACGCAUGCUGCUGGCACAGCAUUCCGUAGUGUGCAGAACAGAAUCGCACUCUUUUUUUAAGUCACGCCGCUCCCUACAAGCACACAGAAAUGCUCUGUCGUCGUUGCAGAUUGUUUCUGUACGGCAAUUUUCGUCGUCUUUUCUUCCCGGAGAAUGACGUUGCUGAACCUUUGCUUCGAGUGCGUUGUGCCAUUCCUGCCGCCCAGUCUUAUCGGCCAUUACCGUUUUCAGUUCGGAGUGACCGAUCAUCGACCGUGAUAGCAUAGCGUGGGUCGGCGCGCAACCUAACCAUUCACUCAACGAUGUUCCUCACUCAUGCUCAUACAUAGUUAUUGGACAAUCAUAGCGUGCAUAAUUUUAUUCACAAGGUCGUUUCAACGUCUUCGGAAUAUUCUGCAGAGGCUCGAGACCGGAAAGGGAUGACCAUACUCAUUUUGAGAACAGAUGUCAUUGUUGCAAUUCACCUGUUGUUCAAGUGCCUUUACAGUGACUGGUGUAUGUUAAUAUCCAGUGAAUUCCUUUUUCCAGUAACAGCCAAAUGGAAUGCCUCUCGCAGGCCUCGAAAUAUUAGGAUAUUAGUAGUACUCAACAUAAAUUUAGGCUUUAUCUCAACUUCAAUAAAUACGAGGGUCGCAGUCUUUAUUUGCACCCAAAAAUUAAAUAAACCAAUUGAAGGUUUAAAAACAACGCUGUUCAUAUGUUUUAAACUUUCAGCAUCGUUCGAGGAUGUAGUGAAGCGUACCGGGUGCCGACCUGUGGCUGCAGAGUGCACGAGAAGCAGAGGGCCUUUAAAAACGGGAGCUGUCAACUGUGGUACAAACCACAAGCAGGCUUUCCAGCUCGCACAAGUGCCACAGUUUGUUGUGUGAUCCUCACUGUAUUGCAUCCAGGGUGGGAUGGUUGCUGUUAUACCAAAAAUGUUGGUGGAAGAGAGCAUCUCUGAUAUUAAGGAGGCACGAGUGGAGGCAUCUCCUUAUGGGCUUUUGCCAAAUGCAAAUGAAUGUACAGGUGUCGAAGUAAUGUUUCCCCAGUACGUCCUAUUUUCUUACCUUCGUUGUUAAGCCUAUGAGCCCUUAGUCUGUCAAUAAAACUCUAUGGCACAUUUGCAAUGCA